AUGGCAAUCACCUCUCCAGAAGCACCCUGGGUGCCCAUCGCCCGUCGCAAGCAAGGCCAUCGGAACGCCUGUAUCCCGCCACAAUGGCGCAUACCCUCCGCUCACUUGCCUAAAGACCCUCCGCGCUUCGCGGACGGACUUCAAAGUGCCCUAGAUGUCCCUUCGAAAGUGUUGUCCAAGGAAGAAAUCAAGAUCACCGAGGACUACACCGUCGCCACAUUCCUCGAGGCGAUAUCACGCCGACGGUUCUCCGCCGAGACGGCGAUAGACGCUUUUUGUCAUCGAGCAGCGGUGGCACAUCAGUUGACGAAUUGCUUGACCGAGCCCUUGUUCAAGCAAGCUGCAGAGCGUGCGAGGUUCCUGGAUCGAUAUCUGGAUGAGCAUGGGACCACCCUUGGUCCUUUGCACGGCUUGCCGGUCAGUGUCAAAGAUACGUUCGAUAUCAAAGGAGUCGAUAGCUCCACCGGUUUGGCGGCAUUGUGCUUCAAGCCGGCCGAGAAAAAUGCACCUCUGGUGGAUCUUCUAUUGUCGUUGGGAGCAGUCAUUGUGGCCAAGACCAAUGUGCCGCAGACGUUGUCAAGCCUCGACAGUAUAAACAACGUCUUUGGAAGAACGAUGAACCCUGUCAAUCGACUUUGCACAGCGGGUGGAAGCUCCGGAGGGGAGGGUGUCAUGGUGGCCAUGAAAGGCUCUCUCGUCGGGUUUGGCACCGAUCUUGGUGGUAGCGUGAGAAUUCCAGCCAUGGCGAAUGGAGUUUAUAGUUUCAAACCGAGCAACUCGAGGCUACCAUACGGUGGACAAGCAGUGUUGGUGACCGAAGGCAUGACCAGGCUGGGUGUGCAACCCGUGUCAGGUCCACUGGCGCGGAGCAUCGACGAUAUCAACUUGAUCAUGAAAGAGCUGGUACCAAGGGCCGGCCUGUGGGGGGAAGAUUGCGUGUUUGGCGAGUGGAAUGAUGCUCAAGGCCGCCUCCAAGGAGCUGGGCCGAACGGAGAGAUUGUCAUCGGUGUGCUGCGAUGUGAUGGGAACUGCACCAUACUACCACCCGUGGACCAAAUUCUUUCUGAAGUCACAUCGAGCCUGAAAAAGCAGCCAAACAUCAAGGUUGUCGAAGUUUCGACUCCAACGGCAUGGACCCAGUCACAGAGUGUCAUGGACAACCUGAUCAGCAUCGACGGCGGUGUCCUCAUGGGAAAGCUCUUAGAGUCCACGCAAGAACCGCUGGUUCCCUGGAUGCAAUCGAGAUUCAAAACCAGCGAGCCCUGCCAGCUUACAGAAGUGGCUCGGUUACAAGCUAGGCGCACGGAACUCGAGUAUGAGAUGCUACAGAUCUGGUCAGAAGUGGAUAGAUAUGGCAGGAGGACGAGGAAACUCGACGCCAUCAUUUGCCCUGUGGCACCUCACCCUGUGCCCGAGAUUGACAGAUACAACACUUUGGGCUACACGAACGUUUUUGUCAUGUUCGAUUAUCCUGCAGGCACCAUCCCCAUUAGAGAUGUGGUCGAGCAAGAUCUUCGCCUGGGACAGCCACUCGGGGGGGAAUCGUUAAGUAUCUCGGACGCUGGGUGCCGAGAGUUGUGGGACGAGAGAACUGUCAACAGGAAAGUAUACCUGGGCACCUCACUGAGCAUACAAGUCGUUGUACCGCGACUCGAGGACGAGAAAUUGGGGAGAAUCAUGACUUUGAUUGAUAGAGUGGUGAAAGGCCACACAACCGGUCCCAAACUUCCUGAAUGA
Talaromyces atroroseus is the source of this 1737-nucleotide messenger RNA. RefSeq lists its product as hypothetical. Lineage: Eukaryota; Fungi; Ascomycota; Eurotiomycetes; Eurotiales; Trichocomaceae. The record is from RefSeq and is a predicted model, not a curated record. The transcript has a single exon. Bases 1 to 1737 code for a protein of 578 amino acids.